CAACUACAAGCGCAUUUUUUUUGUUGCUGUAAGAAAAUUAAAACAAAGCAAGAAAAAAAUAACGCAAUAAGAGAAAGGUACAAAAAUUAAAUAAAUAAUUGUGGAAAAAACGCAAAGAAAACUUAAAAUUAUAGUGAAAAACAGUUAUUUUAACAGAGAAAUUAUAAAAAAAAUUACAAUUGCUACUGCACAAAUAACAAAAUUAAAGGAGAAUAUGACACCAGCGCAUACUGAUUCUCCUUUAAGGCGUUCCGAGGUGGGUGUAUUUCGUGAUGGCCAACAGAAUGUGACCAUAAACGAUGAUGAAGAGGAGCGACGGCAGGCCAGAAGAAGAACGUUGCUGGCAGGAAACAGUACAGGCGAGUCGUCAACAUUUGAAGAGAAUGAGACUCUUAAAAAAUGUCUCGAAAUCUAUAAUGGCAAUAAAUUGAGCAAGGAAAAUGCUUGGUCUCUUUCGCUUAUAGACACAUUGUCCACUUUGCUAGAAAGGCAUCAUAAAUCAUUAAAUAAUUUUAAGGUGGCUGGUUCCUCUUUGGAGGCUUCUUCUAAGGUUUAUAGUUUAAGAGUAGAUUCUAUACAUUCAGAUGUUUUACGUAUGUCUGCGGGUCUUAAUGCACAAAAGUAUAAAGAGAAACCCAUAGAUGAUGACGAUAGUGAGGUCGAAAAUGAAGUGGCCACUGGAGGUGAUGGCAGUAAUGAUCCAAAUGCUAGUGCCGCCGGAUUGGAGGGAGCUGAAAAACAGGCGGCAAAACCUAAGCCCAAAAAGCAGCGAAAAAAUGUUUCAACGGUAACCAAAAACAAGGAUACUUUAAAUGCCCGUUUGGAUACGGUACCCCUGCAAGAUCCUGUUUUUGGCAAAUUAAAUUCUAUAGUGGGCUCCAUUAACUCCUCCAACAGAUUAAUGAACAAUAUAUUACUCACCACUGAAUCAGAAUUGCGCUUGCGUACCACAUUUCUUAUAUGGGACAACAAGGUAAUGCCCAGUUGUGAUUAUACGGAAGAGGUGGAUUUGCAUACAGAUAAUGAUGCAGAAUUGGCACCAUGUGAUAGUUUGUUUAAAAUGAAGCGACCCGAGGAUAUACAACUGCGUCCGCUACAUGGUGGUUAUGUUAUAACCGAUACACCGGAGGAUAAAGAUGAGGACGAGGACAAAAAUUCUAGACUGAACAGUAUACAAUCAGACGACGAUGAUGGUCCACCGGGUUGUGAUGAUAUGAUGGGUGGUGGUGGUGGUGAUAACGGUGGGGAUGCAUAUGAAAUGGCGCCCUUUGCCAAUGCCAAUGAGGUGGGCAUGGCUUUCGACAUCAAUGCCGAAUGUGAACCCAUGCCCAUGUUGAGUGAACAAGUGCCAAUAAUGGAUAUCAAUUAUGAAGAAUUGGAUGAUUUGACAACAGAGGAACGUACCGCCAUCAAUCAUUGUCGUGGUCUGCGCAAAAAACCCAUACUUAUCGACGACUUGCGUCCAGUGGAUGCAACGUCCAAACUCGAAUACUCCUAUCGACCUCUCGACAAAAUCUCACAAUUUUGGGCUGGUCCCUCGCAUUGGAAAUUCAAACGUGCUCGCACUACACGCACCAGCUUGGCCGUCCAGCAACAGACCGAAGGUACAGCUGGUCGUGCUCUAAAUCAAAGAGGGAAACGAACUAAAAAAGCUUUGGACAAACACAAGUCGAAACAAUUGAAAUUUGGUGAAUUUCACGAUGAGCUCUUUCUGAAAUACGAUGACAAGUUCAAGAGUCGCAAGGCGAAUAUACAAAAGAAAUGGGAUCAGCGUAAACUGAAGCUGCCGGUAGAUUUGCAAUUGGAUAUGGAUAGAUUUUUCUAUUACUCGCUGGCGCCUGGCCUGCCGGUACAUGUAAAGGGCAUGGACUAUGGGGGCGUAACAAUAUGUGAUGGUUCCGAGGAGGACACUUUGCAAAAUAACAUGGAUCAUAUGGCUGCAGAUGAUCAUCAUUUUGGUGGUGACGAUGACGACGACAUGAGGCACGAUAAUAUGCCCCUGAAUGAGGAAAAUCAAGGCAAUGUGGUGGGUAUGGAGGUGGACGAUGAAAAUACCAAUAACUUUGCCCAACAUGAGGGCAAUGGCAAUGAUACCAUAUUGGAGAUAGCCACCGAUUAUGAGGGUGCCCCCACACAAGUGACCAAGAUUAUUGUACCUUUCGCCAAACGGGCCAAGGUCAUUGAUAUGAAAAAUCUUAAACGUAGUUGUACAGUAUUGCUCACCAAACAGCUUAAACAACCGUUUGUGGACCAAGAACUGCCCCAACAUCCUAUACCCAAGCAGGAGGACUACCAAGAUGGUGUGGCCAGUUUCCAUGAAAUCUAUGAACAUCUGCCCGAAUUGCUGUCACAAAACAUGACCGCUGCCCUCUCCACCUCCAUAGCAUUUUACUCUGUAUUACAUUUAGCCAAUGAUCAUAAUCUGCGUUUAAUACCUCAACAAGAUCUGAAAGAUUUCAAAAUACGCAAAGUGGCGGGAUAGUUUUGACUCUUAAAUUUUAAAUUCUAAAUAUUUUUUCUAUAUUUUUUUUUUAUUUUUACAAUAAACUUUUAAAUAAUAUUUGUUUUGAAUUUUUAAAAUGCAAAUAUAUAUUUUAAUAAAAGCUUAGAUUUGAAAUUAAUAGUAGUUAUUUAAAAUUUGUUAAGUUAAUAAUGAUUAAAAACUAAAAACGAACGUAAAACUAGGUAUUUUAAGACACAAUUUUGACAAAAGUACGCCAAAUUAAUGAAAUAAAAGAAAAAAACACAAUUUUAACUUUAAAA
Messenger RNA from Calliphora vicina (urban bluebottle blowfly), 2763 nucleotides. It is a transcript of the gene barr, whose product is annotated as barren. The transcript has 4 exons. The record is from RefSeq and is a predicted model, not a curated record. The coding region runs from base 215 to 2482 and encodes 755 amino acids. Gene Ontology annotation, cellular component: condensin complex. Gene Ontology annotation, molecular function: chromatin binding. Gene Ontology annotation, biological process: mitotic chromosome condensation. NCBI's taxonomy places the organism in Eukaryota, Metazoa, Arthropoda, Insecta, Diptera, Calliphoridae.